Mytilus trossulus (common blue mussel) is the source of this 615-nucleotide messenger RNA. RefSeq lists its product as uncharacterized. The record is from RefSeq and is a predicted model, not a curated record. Gene Ontology annotation, cellular component: mitochondrion. The transcript is spliced from 2 exons. Bases 22 to 615 code for a protein of 197 amino acids. NCBI's taxonomy places the organism in Eukaryota, Metazoa, Mollusca, Bivalvia, Mytilida, Mytilidae. Gene Ontology annotation, biological process: regulation of lipid metabolic process.
CACCUCAAUGCAGACGACAUUAUGGUAUUGCUAAUAGUGAAAUUGGCUGGACAAUUGGCUAAAUUACUAAUCAAACAGUCUUUAAGAAAAUUCAGAAGACCGCCAAAUCGUAAUCCAGACAAAGAUAUUGCAAAGGUACAGUUGGCAUCUUCAUUCGUAGAACAGUUUACAGGACCAGCUGUACAGAGACUUGGUGAAACGACAAAGAGAAAUCUCAAAUAUCGUAUCGUUAUUAUAUGGAUUGGUCAAAGGUAUCAUUUAUUGAAUAUUACAUUACAAAGUAAAUUACUUGGUUUUCGGAAACCAAUUGAAGUGAAAUCACUAACAGAAGAUGAAGCUAUGCGUUUAGGAAACAAAAUACUUGGAGAAUCAUUCAUUUAUGCAAUCACUGCAGCAUUUGUGUUAUAUGAAUACACCAAGUCUUCCAAAAAAGAACAGAUCAAGGAAGAACACAGUAGGUUUGAAAUAGCUAAACUUCAAAGAAAAACACAUGAAUAUGGACUUGUAAAUGAACUGCAAGAAACUGAGAUUAAAGAAUUGAGAAGAAAAAUGUUUCAAUUAGAGGAUAAAAAUACAAGUUUAGGAAGCAAACUGUUUUCCUCUCUAAAAUCAUAA